Messenger RNA from Chlorella variabilis, 2700 nucleotides. RefSeq lists its product as hypothetical. The record is from RefSeq and is a predicted model, not a curated record. Gene Ontology annotation, biological process: autophagy of mitochondrion; protein localization to phagophore assembly site. Gene Ontology annotation, cellular component: phagophore assembly site; autophagosome. NCBI's taxonomy places the organism in Eukaryota, Viridiplantae, Chlorophyta, Trebouxiophyceae, Chlorellales, Chlorellaceae. Bases 1 to 2700 code for a protein of 899 amino acids. The transcript has 20 exons.
AUGGAAGCGCACUAUGAGCCGCUGCCCAGCAUGCCCGAGGGCGGCAACGGUGGCGACGGGGGCGAGGGCGGCGCGCCACCCGAUGCGCUGCUCGGCUCGGAGCAGUGGCAGUGGGAGGCCAUUCCGAACCUGGACCAGUUCUUCACGCGCAUAUACAGGUACUGGGAGGAGAAGGGGUUUGUGGUGAUGCUCACCUCGCGGGUGCUCAACCUCCUGGCGCUGGCCUUCACAGUGGCCAUGUCGGCACUGCUGCUGCUGUACGUGGACUGGGGGGCGCUGCGCGCGGAGUGCCUCAAGCAGGACACUUGCGACAUCUGGGAGGCCGCCGUGCGCAAGCACCCGCUGGCGGGCGGCCUCGGCGUGUGGACGGGCCUGGCUGUCGCCUACCUGCUCCUCUUCUCCGCCUACUGGCUGGUGGCGCUGGCCCACCUGGUGUAUGAGGUGCGGGACCUGGCUGAGGUGAAGCACUUCUGCAACCACAAGCUGGGCAUCAGCGAGCGGCAGAUGGGGACGGUGACGUGGCCCGAGGUGGCGCACAGGCUGGUGCAGGUCCAGCGCCGCCACCGGCUGUGCAUGGCGCGGGACCUCAGCGAGCACGACAUUGUGGCGCGGGUGAUGCGCAAAGAGAACUACCUGAUCGGCAUGCUGAACAAGGGCGUGCUGGCCCUCAACGUACCCAUCCCGGGGCUGCGCCGCCACCUGCGCCUCACCAAGACGCUGGAGUGGAACCUGUACUGCAUCCUGGCCGUCUGCAACCUGGCCGUGUCCCCCUUCCUCCUCGUCUUCCUUAUCAUCUACUUCUUCAUGAAGAACGCCGAGAAGUUCUACCACCACCCGUCCUCAGUGGGCGCGCGGCGAUGGUCGCCGCUGGCCGCCUGGCGCCUCAGGGAGUUCAACGAGCUGCCGCACUUCAUCAGGCACCGCCUCAACGCCUCCCACAAGGCAGCCGAGGAGUACAUCCAGCAGUUCCCCAGCCCCGUGCUCAGCCACGCGGCACGGUUUGUGGCCUUUGUGGCUGGCUCGGUGGCGGCGCUGCUGCUGGUGGUCACCCUCAUUGAUGAGCGCCUGCUGGAGCGAGACCUGUUUGGGCGCCAGCUGGUGUGGUGGGUGGCCGUGGUGGGCGUGGUGCUGGCGCUGAGCCGCGCCUUUGUCAUAGAGUCGGGCACCGCCUUCGACCCUGAAGCGGCGCUGAUGGAGGUGGUGCUGCACACACACUACCUGCCACGGCACUGGCGGGGGCGAGCACACACACGUGAGGUGCAGCAGGAGUUUGAGGCGCUGUUCCAGGUGGGGCGCCAGGCGUUCAAGGCGCUGCUGUUCCUGGAAGAGCUCUCCUCCAUCCUGCUCACCCCCCUGCUCCUCUGGUUCAGCCUGCCGCAGUGCGCAGGCGCGGUGCUAUCCUUUGUGGAAAGCAACACGGUGUAUGUGGAGGGGGUGGGCGAUGUGUGCAGCCUGGCGGCGUUUGAUUUCCAGCGCCACGGCAACGCCAAGUACGGCUCCCCGGCAGCCGCCCCGAAGCUGUACCGCAGCCGGCAGGGCAAGAUGGAGAAGAGCUUCCUCUCCUUUGCCGCCACAUACCCCGCUUGGGAGCCCGACCCCGCGGGCCAGCAGCUGCUGGCGCAGCUGGCGGCGUCCCCCGCUGCGGCGGCACUGGCGGCAGCGGGCCACCAGUCCCUGGCCUGGUCUCAGGUGCCGGGCUCGCCGCCGCCGCCGCCCGGGCUGCCGCCGCGCCUGUGGCAGCCCGGCGGCGCCCGGCUGCAGCCUCAUGCCCUGGCCUCGGUACUGGCGGCCAGGGGCUACGGGGCCAUGCCGCGCGCUGCAAACGGCCAUGGCAGCAGCAUCUUUGGCUCCGCAGAGCUGACGGGUGCUGGGGAGGGCAAGCUGGCAGGCACAGGCGGGGCAGCAGCAGGGGAGACGGGCGCGGGUGGCGGUGCGCUGUGCCUCAACCUGGCCGCCAGCCUGGCGCCAGCUGGCGAUGCCACGUCAGACGACCGCCUGCGCGCCAGCCAGGUGCUGCUGCAGUCGCUGUAUGAGCAGCGCAGCCAGCUGCAGCACCCCCUGCAGCAGUCGCCGCAGCGGCAGCCGCCGGCGCGGCCCGCAGCCGUGCCCGGCCUGGAGCCGCAGCCGCCUGGCGGCCUGGCCGUCACGCAGCAGCAGCAGCAGCAGCAGCAGCAGCAGCAUAGAGGCUUUGCUCCCCAGCAGCUGCAGCCCCAGCAGCAGCCCGUCUCCGCCUUUCAGCAGCGGAUGGCAGCGCAGCAGGCUGCCGCCGCCUCGCCCCGCAUCUCGCAGCCGCCCUCUCCUGCGCCGUCCAGCAUGGCACAGCAGCUGCUGCUGCAGCAGCAGGCGGCGGCAGCAGCAGGGUCGCCGGGGCGCCAGGCAUGGCUGGGCAGGUCCCCCUCAGGCCGCCCCCGCGUGUCAGAGCUGUCUGUGCUGAGCAGGGAGGACAGCAGCGGCGCCGGCGGCGCCGGCAACGUGCCGGACGGCGGAUCGGGUCCGGCCGCCGCCGCAGCAUCAGCGGCAGCGCUAGCGGCAGUCCCCAUGCAUAUGCCCGCCGCGGGCCGGCCAGCCCCGCAGUCUGGCGAGGCUUCGCCAUCCGAGGACGAGUGGCUGCUCCAGCAGCAGCUGAUGCACGGCACGGGGCUGCACAGCAGCAGCGGCGGCAGCGCGAGCGCCAGCGACGGCCCGCCCGAAUUUUUCUGA